AAGUGGUUCUCUCCAUGUCUACAAGUCUCAGUUCAUAAAGGAGAAAGACAGAAGAAAAAAUGGAAGAAAUUUGGAAGCUAAGCCAUUUGUUGGUGACACUGUUUCUAUACACUUUUGCAACCAUGAUGAUCGUUCCUGCCAUUACAGAUGUUACCAUGUCUGCUCUCUGUCCCGGUCAAGACGAGUGUUCUCUCGCCAUUUACUUAACGGGGUUUCAACAUGCUGUGAUGGGAAUUGGAGCGUUGCUAAUGAUGCCAUUGCUUGGAAACUUGUCGGAUAAGUUGGGAAGAAAGACUCUACUCACCAUUCCUAUGAUUCUCACUGUUGUUCCUCUUGGGAUAUUAGGGUAUGGGAGGUCCAGAAAUUUGUUCUACGUUUAUUUUGUGUUGAAAUGUGUGACAAGUAUAGUCUGUGAAGGAAGCGUUCAGUGCUUGGCUGUGGCGUAUGCGGCCGACAAUGUACCGGAACACCGGCGAGCUUCUGCAUUCGGACUGUUAUCCGCCGUUGGAUCUUCUGCUUUUGUCUGCGGGACUCUCUGUGCUCGUUUUCUCUCCAUUUCAUCCACGUUUCAGGUAGCGGCUUUCACGGCGGCUGUGGCGGUUGUUUAUAUGAAGAUUUUCCUUGCUGAUUCUGUUGCCGAAUGUAUUAUUUCUGCCCCCUUACUUUCUGGUGAGAAUGUAGAAUCUGUUUCUUCGGAUCCAGUGUCGCUAAAAAAAGAACAAAUCAUUACGACCUUGCCUUCGAUCAAGGACCUUUUCGCACUGUUGAAUAUUAGCUUGACAUUUUCACUGGCGGCCAUUGUUGCAUUCUUUGGCAAUCUUGCUGAUGUCGGCCUUUAUGCCUCUCUACUGUACUAUUUAAAAGCCAGAUUUCACUUUGACAAGGAUAUGUUUGCUGAUUUGAUGGUGAUCUCUGGGACUACUUCAACUAUUUCACAGCUACUUUUAAUGCCCAUCUUGAUUCCUGCUUUAGGAGAGAAUAGACUGCUCUCAAUUGGGCUCUUUUUCAAUUGCAUUCAUAUGCUUCUUUACAGCUUUGCUUGGGCUGACUGGGUUGUCUAUGUCGCUCCAAUGUUUUCCACUUUGUUUAUUUUCUGGCGACCUUGCCUACAAAGCAUAGUAUCAAAGCAAGUUGGUGCAAGCGAGCAGGGUAAGGCUCAAGGAUGCAUUUCAGGCAUAUCUUCAUUUGCUCAUGUUGUUUCUCCGUUGGUAUUCUCCCCUUUAACGGCUUUGUUUCUCUCUCAAAACGCUCCAUUUUAUUUCCCUGGAUUUAGCAUCAUGUGCGCAGGAUCUAUUGCCGUAAGAAUCUUUUCUCCACUACAUUACCCAUGCAUAUCGCUGCCCCGCUGGAUAGCUUUAUGUUUAAAUUUAUGUUUUAGUAUUAUGAUUUGAGUUUGGUUUGACUAAUAUUAUUAAUCUUUUCUCCACUACAUUUACCCAUUAUUUUUUUGGUCGCAAAUCUGUUAGGUACCUCUAUUUACGUAUUAUCUUCUUUGUAUUUCACCAUGUUUUUUUUACUUACCUAUUGCAUACUGAUAGAAAGACACAUGCGGCUAUAUUUUCAUUUUCAAAGUUUAAUGAAGGCUUUUGUGCUCUAUGUUGAGCAGCAUUCAUCGUCUUCCUGUGUCCCCUAUACAUUUUGUAUCUGCCAUACAUGGUAGCUUUAUGUAUACUCUACUCCAUUUUAAUUGGCGUCCA
This is a messenger RNA of Cucumis sativus (cucumber), 1697 nucleotides long. Its product is annotated as hippocampus abundant transcript 1 protein. The record is from RefSeq and is a predicted model, not a curated record. Gene Ontology annotation, biological process: transmembrane transport. The transcript has 13 exons. Bases 60 to 1391 code for a protein of 443 amino acids. Lineage: Eukaryota; Viridiplantae; Streptophyta; Magnoliopsida; Cucurbitales; Cucurbitaceae. Gene Ontology annotation, molecular function: transmembrane transporter activity.